AUUACUGUCAACAAAUGAACAAUGUCACGCCGGUUGCCGAGGAAUGUGAUGUCUUUAGAACGGUUUAUCUUACGGUCAGAGGUGCUAAAGAUGUACAAACAGAUGCUUAGACUUGUCAGAAAAAUUCCUGACCAAAAUCAAAGGCAGCAACUGCAAAAAUUUAUCCGACAAGAUUUUGAACUCAACAAGAAUAUACAAGAUGAGGAAGCCAUUAAAAUGAACAUAACUAGAGGGAAGAAUUCUAUGAAAGAGUUGGAGAGAACUGUGCAUUUGGUUCAAUGAGCAGCACAAGAUCUAACUGAUGAACUUGAAACAGUGACAAGCACCAAGAAGAGGAGUGGUUCAGAAACAGAUGCAUAAUAUGUAUUACAAGAAGUUAUGUAUUUGAUAUCAAGCCAAAAGCUUUGUGCAAGUCUGAAAAACGUGUGUUGCUGACAAUCACAGAUGACAUUCACAAAGUUCACUAAAUUUCAAACUUUACAUGUAUGUUGAGCUUGUGCUAGCAAUUAAGUCAUCCAAGACAGUGAUAUUCUGAUUAUGAAUGAAAGAGAAGAGAAAUCAUCAUAUUUUAUAUAAAAGUUUUUAAUUUUUUAUU
Molecule: messenger RNA, 595 nt
Organism: Saccostrea echinata
Lineage: Eukaryota; Metazoa; Mollusca; Bivalvia; Ostreida; Ostreidae
Product: LYR motif-containing protein 2-like
Exons: 4
Coding region: 22-282 (86 amino acids)
Cellular component (GO): mitochondrion
Source: RefSeq, a predicted model, not a curated record